This is a messenger RNA of Musa acuminata AAA Group (dessert banana), 6275 nucleotides long. Its product is annotated as conglutin alpha 2-like. The coding region runs from base 3972 to 5141 and encodes 389 amino acids. The record is from RefSeq and is a predicted model, not a curated record. Lineage: Eukaryota; Viridiplantae; Streptophyta; Magnoliopsida; Zingiberales; Musaceae. The transcript has 2 exons.
GAGCGGUGGGGCAUGAGGAGUGAAGAAAAGAAGAAGAAGAGGGAAAAGAAGAGAGGAGGAAGAAGAGAGGAAGAAGAGGGAGAAGAGAAGAAGAAGAAGAAGAAGAAGAAGAGGAGGUGGCUGCAGCGAGGGCUGCAGCGAGGAGCUGUGGGGCGUGGGGAGAAGAAGAGAGGAAGAAGAGGGAGAAGAGAAGAAGAAGAAGAAGAAGAAGAAGAAGAAGAAGAGAGGAGGAUAGCUGCGGCAAGGCUGCAGCGAGGAGGUGUGUGGCUUUGGGGAGGAAAAGGGAAGAGGAGAAGAAGAGAAGGAGAAGAAGAGGGAAAAGAGAGGCAGCUGCAGCAGCCAGGGCUGCAGCACCUCUGUUUCCCGCAGGUGGAAACAGAGGAGAGGAUGUGUGGGGCGUUGAGGAUGAAAAGGGAAGAAGAAGAAGAAGAAGAAGAAGAAGAAGAAGAAGAUAGCUGCGGCAAGGCUGCAGCGAGGAGAUGUGUGGCCUUGGGGAGGAAAAGGGAAGAGGGGAAGAGGAGAAGAAGAAGAAGAGGAAGAGAAAGAGGUGUGAUACCUCUGUUUCCUGCAGAGGAAACAGAGGAGAGGGUGUGUGUGACGCCGGGGAAGAAGGGGCUGCAGCUGCGGCGAUGGCAGCUGCAGCUGGAAGAGAAGAAGAAGAGGAAGAUGAGCAGGGGAGGAGGGAGAGGUUGCGGCCGUGGCUGCGGCCGCGACUGCAGCAGUUGCAGCGGGGAGAUAAGAAGAAGAAAGGAAGGAGAAGGAAGAGGAGAAGGGAAAGAAGUAGCUGCGGCUGCGGUUGUGGCAGCUGCAGCUAUGGCAGGGAAAGAGGAAGAGAAAAAGGAAAGGAAGAAGAAGAGAAAGGGAAGGAGAGGAAGAAGAGAGGAAGAGGAGAAGGGGCUGCGACUGCGGCGAUGGCAGCUGCAGCUGUGGCAGGGAAAGAGAAAAAGGAAAGGAAGAAGAAGAGAAAGGGAAGGAGAGGAAGAAGAGAGGAAGAGGAGAAGGGGCUGCGGCUGCGGUGAUGGCAGCUGCAGCUGUGGCUGGGAAAGAAGAGAAGGAAAGGAAGAAGAAGAGAAAGGGAAGGAGAGGAAGAAGAGAGGAAGAGGAGAAGGGGUGGCAGCUGCGGCAGUGGCAGCUGCAGUUGGAAGAGAAGUAGGAGAGGAAAUAGAGUAGCAGAGGAAGUAGAGGCUGCGGUUGUGGUGGCUGCGGCCAUGGCUGCGACUGUGACUGCGGCAGUUGCAGCCGGGAAAGAAAGGAAAGGAAAGGGGGAAAAAGGGGCUGCGGACGGGAUUGCGGCCGCAGCGGCAGCGACUGCGUAUGCAGCAGUUAUGUCUGCGAGAGAAGGGAAGAAGGAAAUAGUGCAGUGGAAGGGGGCUGCGGUUGUGACCGCAGUUGCGGUCGUGGCUGCGAUUGUGGCAGCGGCAGCGGCGGCGGCUGUGGCAGCUGCGUUUGGGAAAGAAAAAGAAGGAAUGAGAGUAAGAGAGAGCAGGUGACUGUGCCUCGAUGUUCGACACGUGAUGUAGUUACGAAGAAAGGAAGAAAACGGGAGCACAAAACGAAACAGAGAGAGGACACGGAGGAAAAGUAGAAAGAUUGGAUUGGCACCUUCCUUGGAUAUUCAGAUCAAAAUAUUUGAAAGGUCAGCUUGUCACUCUUCGAGAUGUUUGAUUUGGGCUGAGGCAGUGGAUAGCUAUUCAGAAUUAUGGGCAAGUCUUGUCGGUUGUUAUGCUAUUAUUGUAUAAGCAUAUUUUGUAUGUAAUGAAUUGUUCUGAUGAUCGAAAUGGAUAUACUGUGUAAAAGUGUUAGAAGAUCUCUGUUAUUUGGAAUUUCGGAAUGUUAAGUCUAAUUUAUGACGAUAUGAACUUGUGGUGAAUAGUUGGAGUUCUGAUUGUAUAAUUUAUUUAGCUUGUGGAUUUAUAAAUGUUGUUCAUGUUUGUCAAGUUGGCUUGGGUUGCCAUAAAUGUGAAAUAUCGAGUGAUGUGAUAUAUGAUUUUAAAAUGCACAGGUUUUAUGGAUGUGAAUUUGAUUGAAUGUUUUUCAGUGUCCUCAAACGUUAGUUUGGAUCCUGGAUUGGUUUGUGACGAAAAGUUUAAAAAUCAUGGAUAUAUUUUGAGGGGACGUGACAGAGGUGGUAUCAGAGCAUGGUUUGAGGAUUUAUUGAAAUAUUUGAUAUGUUGACGUGUAAAAUAUAUUGAGGUCUAGUGAACUGUAGUGAUCGGUGAAAAUUUUCUUUGAUGCAUUUUAGGAAUCUGGGAUGACGAGGACAUUUGGUCCUCCUAUUUCAUCUGAUUUUGAUUAAUUAAGUGGGAUGAAUGGGGUAAUCGGGGAUAUUGAAUCAGAGUGGCACAGCAGAAGCAUGGUGCACCUAAUCCAUUGGUGGCAGAAAAAUGGAUAAUGCGAAUAGAGAAGAUAUUUGAUGUUCAAAAUUGUUCUGAUAAUUAAACGAUUUCUUUUGCCACCUUAUAUUGGAAGUAGAGGCUGAUCAUUAAUGGGAACAAAAAAAAAAAAAUUUUUGAAGAUCAGUGGCAAGAAUGAUAAGGACAAGUUUACCCAAAAAAAAAAAAAAAGAUUGAAAAUGAAUCAGAAAGUGAUAACAAGAGGGUCGAGACAUUUGGAUUUGAAAAGGGAAGUCACCACAAAAGACUCAAUCAUGUGUGAAUUGCAAGUUAAAUUAUGAAACAAGUUUGUGUUGGUGGGUGACUGGAGUCUAUUUGUUUGUAGAAAGUUGGAUCAUAAAACAAAAGACUGCCAUUUGAACAAUAAGAAAGAGUCACUGCCUCAUAAAUCAUCAGCCUAUGUCAGAGUGUAUGCUAUCACUGAAUAUGAUUCUAAAACUUCUGAAUUAGUGAUCAAAGGUAUUAUACAUGUUUAUGAAAGAAUGCAAAUAUUUGUUUGACCAUGGGUCCUAUCUACGAUUUGAUUCGUAACAUGUUGCCUAUCACUUGGGUAUUCAACCUAGACCACUGUAUUAUGUGAUAUAUGUAAGUACAAUCAAUGGAGAUUCUUUGAUAACGAACUUAAAUCUGGUCCUCUUGUCUGAUUUUUGUUGGAGAACUUGAACUUUUGCUGAUUUAGUUCUCCUAGAGAUUUGGAGUUAUGAUAUUAUACUUGGUAUGGAUUGACUAUCUUCUUAUCAUACCAGUAUGGAUUGGUAUAUAACGAAUGAUCACUUUUUGCAUAUUUAAUCAGCCGAUCUUUUAUUUUGAGAAUAUUGGACAUUAUUUAUCUCCUUGCCUAAUGUAUCCCAAGAUGACUUGUUUGGAUUACCUGCAAAUGUGAUUUUGCUUUUGAUUUGGUCCUUGGGACAAUCCUAAAAUCUAAGCUUCUCUACAAAAUGAUAUCAUUUGAGUAAGCGGCAUUAGAAAAACAACUACAAGGAUUACUAAAUGAGGAUUUUAUUUGGCUUAAUAUUUUAUCAUGAGGUGCUCUGGUGUUAGUUAAAAAGAUGGAUGGAACAUUGAGGCUUUGUAUUGAUUAUGGAUAGUUGAAUCAGGUGAUCAUCAAAAACGAGUAUUUUCUGAAGUAACGACUUGCUUGAUUAAUUACAAGGUGCGCAAGUAUUUUUAGAAAUUGAUUGAAGGUCGGGUUACCGUCUAUUGAGGAUCAAGGAGGAGAAUAUUUCGGUCACUCGUGGAUAAUUAUGUAAUUGUAUUGUAUUGAUGAAACUAUUUAAGAGUAGGAGGAGGAAAUAAAGAUAUCAUAAUCCUCAUCUUUUCAUCGAUUGAGCUAUGAUCAAUUUAGAGGACUAAAUUUUCUUUUAAGGGGGGGAGAGUGUAAUAUCCCUCGCUUUUAAAAAUUAUUAAUAAAGAUUUAUUUAUAAAUUGGAGGACCUAUAUGUAAAUAUAGAAAUUUCAAAGACUAAACUGUUAAGUUGUAAAAAGAAGUAAAUAAAGAAAAACCGAAAAUUUCGGUUUUAUCCCACCGCCUCCCAUGCACUCUCUAUUUCUUCGAGAAACAGAGAGGAGCGGUGGGGCAUGAGGAGUGAAGAAAAGAAGAAGAAGAGGGAAAAGAAGAGAGGAGGAAGAAGAGAGGAAGAAGAGGGAGAAGAGAAGAAGAAGAAGAAGAAGAAGAAGAAGAGGAGGUGGCUGCAGCGAGGGCUGCAGCGAGGAGCUGUGGGGCGUGGGGAGAAGAAGAGAGGAAGAAGAGGGAGAAGAGAAGAAGAAGAAGAAGAAGAAGAAGAAGAAGAAGAAGAAGAAGAAGAGAGGAGGAUAGCUGCGGCAAGGCUGCAGCGAGGAGGUGUGUGGCUUUGGGGAGGAAAAGGGAAGAGGAGAAGAAGAGAAGGAGAAGAAGAGGGAAAAGAGAGGCAGCUGCAGCAGCCAGGGCUGCAGCACCUCUGUUUCCCGCAGGUGGAAACAGAGGAGAGGAUGUGUGGGGCGUUGAGGAUGAAAAGGGAAGAAGAAGAAGAAGAAGAAGAAGAAGAAGAAGAUAGCUGCGGCAAGGCUGCAGCGAGGAGAUGUGUGGCCUUGGGGAGGAAAAGGGAAGAGGGGAAGAGGAGAAGAAGAAGAAGAGGAAGAGAAAGAGGUGUGAUACCUCUGUUUCCUGCAGAGGAAACAGAGGAGAGGGUUUGUGUGACGCCGGGGAAGAAGGGGCUGCAGCUGCGGCGAUGGCAGCUGCAGCUGGAAGAGAAGAAGAAGAGGAAGAUGAGCAGGGGAGGAGGGAGAGGUUGCGGCCGUGGCUGCGGCCGCGACUGCAGCAGUUGCAGCGGGGAGAGAAGAAGAAGAAAGGAAGGAGAAGGAAGAGGAGAAGGGAAAGAAGUAGCUGCGGCUGCGGUUGUGGCAGCUGCAGCUAUGGCAGGGAAAGAGGAAGAGAAAAAGGAAAGGAAGAAGAAGAGAAAGGGAAGGAGAGGAAGAAGAGAGGAAGAGGAGAAGGGGCUGCGACUGCGGCGAUGGCAGCUGCAGCUGUGGCAGGGAAAGAGAAAAAGGAAAGGAAGAAGAAGAGAAAGGGAAGGAGAGGAAGAAGAGAGGAAGAGGAGAAGGGGCUGCGGCUGCGGUGAUGGCAGCUGCAGCUGUGGCUGGGAAAGAAGAGAAGGAAAGGAAGAAGAAGAGAAAGGGAAGGAGAGGAAGAAGAGAGGAAGAGGAGAAGGGGUGGCAGCUGCGGCAGUGGCAGCUGCAGUUGGAAGAGAAGUAGUAGAGGAAAUAGAGUAGCAGAGGAAGUAGAGGCUGCGGUUGUGGUGGCUGCGGCCAUGGCUGCGACUGUGACUGCGGCAGUUGCAGCCGGCAGCCGGGAAAGAAAGGAAAGGAAAGGGGGAAAAAGGGGCUGCGGACGGGAUUGCGGCCGCAGCGGCAGCGACUGCGUAUGCAGCAGUUAUGUCUGCGAGAGAAGGGAAGAAGGAAAUAGUGCAGUGGAAGGGGGCUGCGGUUGUGACCGCAGUUGCGGUCGUGGCUGCGAUUGUGGCAGCGGCAGCGGCGGCGGCUGUGGCAGCUGCGUUUGGGAAAGAAAAAGAAGGAAUGAGAGUAAGAGAGAGCAGGUGACUGUGCCUCGAUGUUCGACACGUGAUGUAGUUACGAAGAAAGGAAGAAAACGGGAGCACAAAACGAAACAGAGAGAGGACACGGAGGAAAAGUAGAAAGAUUGGAUUGGCACCUUCUUUGGAUAUUCAGAUCAAAAUAUUUGAAAGGCAAGUUCCCUGAUCGUUUCUCCUAUAAUUGCUCUGAUAUGUCUUAUUGCAAGUUCCCUGAUCGUUUCUCCUAUAAUUGCUCUGAUAUGUCUUAUUGCAAGUUCCCUGAUCGCUUCUCCUAUAAUUGCUCUGAUAUGUCUUAUUGCAAGUUCCCUGAUCGUUUCUCCUAUAAUUGCUCUGAUAUGUCUUAUUGCAAGUUCCCUGAUCGUUUCUCCUAUAAUUGCUCUGAUAUGUCUUAUUGCAAGUAUCCUGAUCUUUCUUCACUGUCAAUUUUAUCUCCACAUUUGCUUUGAAUAUGAGGAACUUUGAAUUGUUCUAGCCUUACAUUUGAUAUAUCUCCUGUUUAGACGUAACGAUUCGAAUCUGUGCAACUUUUGAGAUUCUGACCUUUUGAUACCGAGCUGCCUAUAAGCCUUUGUGGAAACUCUGAUUUGUUCAAAACAGAUUUCAUUGGAACCUAGGCUCGUAGACCUUUCCUUGAUAUAUGGAUUGAAAGAUUUGGAAUCUAAACACCUGCCCAGUUAUCUGUUGAAUCUGACAUUAUGAAUUCUGCCAAUAGAGAUUUUGUUCUACGACUCUUGCUUACCAAAUUAUUUGUAACUCUCUCUGUUGGACAGUUCAAUUCAUAUGAAGCCUGUCUUAUCUGAAAGUAUUAUCCAAU